AUGAUUCAAUUAAAGACCAUGAUGAACGUUAUCGACAAUUCCGGCGCCGCAGUCGCAGAAUGCAUCAAAGUCCUCAAGAUGAAGCGCGCCGCACGGAUAGGAGACCGCAUCAUCAUCGUCGUCCAAAAGCAACGCAACUUCGGACCCGAGUCAGGUCCCGGAGGGUCAGUGUCAGUGUCUGCGGCGAACAAAGUACGGAGAGGGGAUAUCAGACACGCGGUGGUGGUACGGACGAGGAAGAAGGUGCAGAGGAAAGACGGGAGUGUGGUCAGCUUUGAUGAUAAUGCGUGCGUGCUCAUCAACAAGGGUGGAGAGCCCAUUGGGUCGAGGUUGAACGGGGUUGUGGGUGCAGAGUUGAGGGAUAAGAAGUGGAGCAAGAUCCUCAGUCUGGCACCAAUGCACUUGUAA
Molecule: messenger RNA, 408 nt
Organism: Zasmidium cellare ATCC 36951
Lineage: Eukaryota; Fungi; Ascomycota; Dothideomycetes; Mycosphaerellales; Mycosphaerellaceae
Exons: 2
Coding region: 1-408 (135 amino acids)
Biological process (GO): translation
Cellular component (GO): mitochondrial large ribosomal subunit; ribosome
Molecular function (GO): structural constituent of ribosome; large ribosomal subunit rRNA binding
Source: RefSeq, a predicted model, not a curated record